Lymnaea stagnalis (great pond snail) is the source of this 6766-nucleotide messenger RNA. Lineage: Eukaryota; Metazoa; Mollusca; Gastropoda; Lymnaeidae. The record is from the annotation of a GenBank genome assembly.
UUUCUGGAUUGGACAAGCCUAGGCUAGUUUAUCGUGUGUCAUUCAGUCUAAAAGUGUAAGUCCAGGCUACCAUAACGACUGUGAUUCAGUCUGAUAACUCCAGGUUUACUUAACGUGUGUGAUUCAGUCGGAAUGUGUUCAUGCUUACGUUCAAGUUGAAAUACCUGGCCAUGUCAACAAUAUUAAGAGGAUAAGUUUGAUUGAAUCACGGAGCAACUAAAUGUCUUCAAAACGUUGAUAUUUUCUAUGAAUCUAACUUUUGUGUAAUUUUAUAAUAUUAUAAUAACUCAAUUGUUGCUCCAGGUUUCUGCCAUCUGCGUAAAAUAAAGUGCCCUCACUGUAUAUGUCACUGGUUUGUGUACGUCAUAGGUUAGUUUACGUAAUUGGUUAGAAGGCUUCAUGGGUUAGUUUACGUCACAGGUCAGUUUACGUCAUAGGUUAGUAUACAUCAUAAGUUAGUUUACGUCAUAGGUUAGUUUACGUCAUAGGUUAGUUUACUUCAUAGGUUAGCAUGCUUCAUAGGAAAGCAUGCUUCAUAGGUUAGUAUUCUUACGACAGAAAAAGUUAAUUCAAAAAUAUCUGAACAUGAGUCAAUGUGACUGGAAUAUACGGCUCUAUGAUUAGACCAAAUUUUCAAAUAAAAGUCAGGCACUUGAACUCAAGAAAACUAAAGUAUGUGGUUUGAGUCUAUGUCUGCUCAUCUACAGCUUUGUACAUCUAAAAUGUCAGAGCCAUGCCUUCAGUCAAUGAGUACGUGGUCAAUUUGAUUACAGGUACAUCAAUCUGUGAUAUCCAUGUCGCUUUAUGUAUUUGUGUUGGAAUAUUUUUCUGCUGAUUGUCAUUCCUUUUCCAGUAGCGAUGUCUAUAAGACGUGUUCCGUUGUCAUUACUCUCGUCAUGCAGACUUUACUUUCUGACAGUUGACUGUAAGCAGAGUUCUUUCCCUAAUUUUGCAUUGAAAUCUCCUAGGGCUACUUUGGUAUUAUGGUGUGGUGCCUCAUCUGGGAUGAUUGUCAACCUUAUUUUCCAGUUAAUGCAUAAUGGCUGUGUUGCUUGGGGUUGAAAUGGCUAGAAAGACUUUGUAAUUGUAUGCUAGUAAUUAGUUUUUGUAGUGCUGCGUUUGUUUUAAAUGUGGUAAAUUAUAGAUUUGUAUUUUGUUGACUUUGUACCGCGCUUCGAGCCUUUGGGGAUGAAGCGUGUUUUUUAAAUGAACAUUAUUAUUAUUAUUAUUAUUAUCAAAUACUAUUUCUAGUGUUUCAUAAAAAAGUUUCCUUAGUGCAAUCAUCUGCAUCUAACUUUGGUGCAUGUGCGAAAUUAACUCGAUCUUUGACAUAGUUACUCGUAUCCUUAUGGAGCAAAGUCUUUCACUCAAUGCUUUGAACUCAAUGACUGCAUUCACUGUCUCUCUCUUUGGACUGCAAACCUUGUUCCUGCAUUACUGGUGCAGUUUCCACUGUAGAAUAUUGUAUACUCCUUAUUACUUAGGAUAUUCGAGUCUUUCCAUCUGAGCUACUGCAGCGCCGCAGUACGAUUCUAUAUCUUAGCAAUUCAUCACUGAGGUGGGCAAAUGCUCCCGCUUUGUGUAGACUCAGGUCGCUAGCCGUAUAUUAUAUUUUUGUUCAGGCAUAGGUCGGAAAGCAAAAUUUUCAGUCCGUUUUUCGAAUGAGGUUUAGCUUUCGUAACAUUUGAUUUUUACUUGGCAGAGUCAUCAGUCCUGAACACAACCAACUGGGGGAGGGGGUUGCCCCUUGCAGCUCUCAGGUAGCAGCCUUUGUAUUGGUUCGGGUCCCUAGCCUUUGUGGAUCGCUCCACUUCCUACAAAGCGGUAGUUUCUGAUUAAAUCCGUCCCGGUUAUUUUCGUUUCCCCUUUGCCCUAUGCGCCACCUGGAAAGGCGCUCCAUGGAAGAUCAGUAUCUCUGCACGAGAACAUUUAAACAAUACUUUUUUUUAUUCAAAUAAAACAUUACACAAUUUUCGGAUAUUAUUUAAUUUCUUUUCAUUUAAAAAGCAUGUAUAUUAAUUAAUAUGAAGUCGUUUUAAAUGUGUUUUGUUAUAAUCUUCGGUUUUAUUAAAUUUCAGAGGACACUCUUCCCGUUGACCUCUCGUUGGAACCAUUACUCUCCAAAGUUUAAAAAUAUUCUACUGACAAAAAUUAAAACAUACAGAUAAGAUGGCUGUAGAUAGCGAAUUGGUAGUCAGCAUCGUCAAGAAACUAGGUCAACUGUGGGAGGACGAUGAAUUGAGUGACAUUAAAAUAAUCAUUGAUGACUUCCAAUUUAACUGUCACAGGUUUCAUUUGAGCGCGUGCUCAGAGUUUUUCAGAGUUCUCUUGAAAUCACAAGCAAAGGAAACCUCGAAUGACGUCAUUACAGUCCACAUUACAGGAAUAAUUCCCGAGACUUUCAAUCUCAUUUUGCUUUCUGUGUACAAAGGGGAGCUCACCGUGACCAGUGACAACAUGUUAGAUCUAUGGCACGCCUCACAUCAUCUACAAGUUGACUUUUUGGUCAACAAACUGGAACAUUUUAUCUCUAGAAGCAUCACAGAAGAUAACUUUUUUAUCAUUUAUAAAAUGGCAGUUGAACUAACCUCUGAUAGAAUCAUAAAAUCAGUACAGAGUUAUAUGACUAAAAACUUUGAGAAGAUAAGCAAAACUGAGGAGUUCUUAAAUCUGUCUUAUAAUUGUUUACUGUCAAUUAUAGGGCAUGAUGACCUAGUUCUGAAAUCACGUGACGACUUGGUUAGGUCUGUUCUUUAUUGGAUUGAUUAUAAACCAAAGUCACGUGAUAAAACAUCAAUGAAAAUUGACCGAGACGACAAAGAAGUGCUGGAAGUGAAACAAAAGAUUUCUAAUAUGAAAGGUAAAAAAACAAUGAACGAUGUUGACGUCAUUUUUAAAUCACGCGAUGAGGUAACAUACGAAGUUGAAAGUUCAAGUCAAAGAAAAGACAAACUUGGUGAACUUAUAAAAAUGAUAAACCUGGAUGACGUCAGUCAGGAUUGUCUCCUGACAUUAUUAAACAAUGACGACAUCAUUGAAUGUAGAGAAGCCAGGACAACUGUGAGGCAAGCCUUCGCUGAACGUAAAGACAAGAAACAUUUGGUCAGGAAGAUCCAAGCAAUGAAACGCAGUUCUAGAAUAUUGUUAGAUGGCUCGUUAGAUGACCAACUAGGGGAAGUUGCAGAUGUCGAGGAUACAGUUCCUGUUGUCGUGUAUUUACAAGCAUCUUUUAAAGCAAUUUUGGCCUACGCGUUAGACACGAGAAAGACUUAUUCCCUUCCUCGUAAUGGUCUGCCUAAAGAUGGGUUAAUGAAAAAUGUGUAUUCGUACAAGAAUCAAAUAUACAUUCUGAUUGGUCAGUUCGUUGGUGGGAAAGAUGCACACAGUAUUUAUAAGUUACAGCAACAAGGCAAAUGGGAGUGCGUCGCUGAAGUACCAGACGGAAGCCAUUCCUUCAUGUUUAGCGACAAUUUCAUUUAUUGUGUUGUUCAGUUUCAGAUCUGCAGAUUGAACAUGGAAAUUCAUGACAAUUUGGUGUGGAUCUGUGUCUAUGAUGUACCGAAUACUGCCACUCAUUUCGUCAUGUCUGGUAACAAAAUUGUUAUUUUAAAAAAACUUGUAAUAGAAAUAGACCAGGAUACAUUCUAUUCGAAUCAAAUGAGAUCUAGCUCGAAGGCUGCCAAAGAAGGUUAUAUCUCUACUCAACAAAAAUAUGCACCAAAAUUUCCAAUUAUAGAAAUCUCAACAAAGUUUGCCUACCUUGAUGUUAGCACAUGGGAUUCAAGUGACGUCCAAGGAUGGGAAUGUAAAACCGAAGUUACGCUAGAGGAGGUCCAAACGUUUACGGCCAAGGCAAAUGUCGAAGCAGCCUCCAGUGUGCUGAAAGACGUCACGUUUUUGUUGACAAAAGACGGACUCUUACUGCGUGUGACACAUCCAACUAAUACUUCAAUGAGUGUCAUACAAGAAGAAAACUUGUACGGAUGGCGACCGUGUCAUACCUUCGUCGGGGCUGUUAGACAAGAGAACGUUCUGUAUUUGUUCGUCACCCCAGGAACCGCAGUCGACGGAUCUCUGCUACCAAAACUGACCUCAUUUAAUGAGGUUAAAGUUGUCUCUUUGUUAAAGUCAGAUUCUAAUUUCUUACCAGUAUCCGUGCCCCAGCAAUUGCUGACAGAUGAAAUACACGUUUUGAAAUAACACCUUCAAUUGCCUAUUUUCUCACGUCGCCUAUGUCCCUCCUUGAUUGAUGAUAUGCACGCAUGAGUUCUGUAAAAUUUCCAAACUUACAUAUUGCAAGGCUUCUCUCCCUUUGUUCACUUUCGACGUCAGUCUUUCUGCCUUUGUCUUUACUCAAAUGUAUCCAGUAUCUGUCUUAUCUCCCUUUCAGAGAGAUACUACUUUUCCUGAAAUUCAAUUAAUUAUUACUUUCUUAAUUAACACUUAACUUCUGACAUCUGUUUGUCACCACAUCCCCAUAUGGGGAUGUAUAUAUAUAUAUAUAGGCCUACAGGCCUAUAUAUAUAUAUAUAUAUUUGCUGGGUGGCUGAAGCAAUCCAAAUUUUGUGUUCUGGAGUUUAUUACCAAAUAAUAGCCUAGAAAAACAAAAACAUCACCAGUCCAAGCUACAUCAACCACAUUUCAUAUUCCCUUUGGUUAUCCAGGUGAAGUGAAAGAGGUGAUUUGCUGUCAACGGAAACUUCUUAUCUUCUGAUGAAAAUACCUAGGCCUUGUGAUUUCGUCCAGCGAAAUCUACACCAUCGUUGCAUUUUGAGGGAAGGAUCGCAUAAUUUUUUCAUUUAAUAUAUAUACAGAUGAAUGUGGUUUUGUUUGUUAUAGAUUAAAAAACUACUGGACCUAGAGAGUUGAACAUUCGAAAAGAUUUCUACAUUAUCCUAGAAUCAGAAUAGGCUAAUUCAAUUUUUGUUUCUACCACGACUAAAUCAAAUGAGAGUAAAUACCACUGCUUCAGUCUGAAUAAUUUGUCGUUGAUCUCAUUAAAAAAAAUUCCCUUUGUCCGUAGCUGUAACACCUAUUCAGUUUAUCAUCCCAUAUAUAUACUGCUUCUGGUGCGUCCUGCUCCCCUUAGAAAACUGCCACUCCCUACAUUUUAUUUCAUUUAUAACAAUGAGAGAAAAGGCAGUAAGCAGCUAUCAUAGGCCUAUUGUUUAAAGGCCGGCUGGUAGGGUGUAGGACUGUAUGUAGGCCUAUUGUUUAAAGGCCGGCUGGUAGGGUGUAGGACUGUUUGUAGGCCUAUUGUUUAAAGGCCAGGUGGUAAGUUGUAGGACUGUCUGUAGGCCUAUUGUUUAAAGGCCAGCUGGUAGGGUGUAGGACUGUAUGUAGGCCUAUUUAAAAGCCAGCUAGUAGGGUGUAGGACUGUCUGUAGGCCUAUUGUUUAAAGACCGGCUGGUAGGGUGUAGGACUAUCUGUAGGCCUAUCAUUUAAAGGCCGGCUGGUACGGUGUAGGACUGUCUGUAACCUAUUGUUUAAAGGCCAGCUGGUCCGGUGUAGGACUGUAUGUAGGCCUAUUGUUUAAAGGCUGGCUGGUAUGGUGUAGGACUGUCUGUAGGCCUAUUGUUUAAAGGCUGGCUGGUAGGGUGGAGGACUGUCUGUAGGCCUAUUGUUUAAAGGCUGGCUGGUAUGGUGUAGGACUGUCUGUAGGCCUAUUGUUUAAAGGCUGGCUGGUAGGGUGUAGGACUGUCUGUAGGCCUAUUGUUUAAAGGCUGACUGGUAUGGUGUAGGACUGUCUGUAGGCCUAUUGUUUAAAGGCCGGCUGGUAGGGUGGAGGACUGUCUGUAGGCCUAUUGUUUAAAGGCUGGCUGGUAUGGUGUAGGACUGUCUGUAGGCCUAUUGUUUAAAGGCUGGCUGGUAGGGUGUAGGAUUGUAUUUAAGCCUAUUCUUUAAAGGCCGGCUGGUAGGGUGUAGGACUUUCUGUAGGCCUAUUGUUUAAAGGCCAGCUGGUAGAGUGUAGGACUGUCUGUAUGCCUAUUGUUUAACGGCCGGAUGGUAGAGUGUAGGACUAUCUACAAGCUGAUUAAUAAUGCAUGGACCCGGUGUACAAAAAAACAAUAACUGUACCCAGUUAAGCCCUAGUAUCAAUUAUUAUGUGUGACCUUUCCCGCUGAAAUUUUGACCAGUAGUCGGCAGACAAAGAAAAUGGGUGCUUUACCUGACAUAUUUUUAAAAUCGAAGUCAACUGUUUCAAUUCAUAAUUUUUUGGGGGUAUAAUAUUGCGUUUAUCAUUAGGUCUACGCCACUGAGCUAAAAAUUUCAGGGGUUCUAACAUUUUUGUGACAUGUCAUAGUUAUUUCAAAUUUUAUUAAGCUUAUUAUUGUAUUUUUAAUUAUAUUUUCAAUUCUACUUAACUUUGCGAUUAAAUCUGGAAUGAAAGUGGUGGUUCGGACGCCUGUACCAUGACUGGCUAUGUACGUGUAAUUUGUUCGCACCAUAAGUUGUGUUCAUUAUGCGCGGUGUGUCUUUCAUGUCAUUUUCGCUGCUGAACGUUCUUUACGCCCUGAUGCUGGUGUCGUAUUCUUGGUGUGAUUUAUGUAUAGCGACGUAGUGUUUAGACCUGCUUGGAGUGUGGCUAUUCUUUGAGAUGCUGCCUGAGCUGUGAGUGAAAAGGUUUAAUCUAUUCAUCUAGCGUGCUGCGCUAUAUAUGCAGAAAUGUUUGAAUUAUUGUUGUAAAAUGACGACAAAUAGCUUGAAUUAAAGUUAACUUUGUUCAUAGAAUAGGACUUGUGUUUAGUAAUUAUGGGAUUACGGC